Messenger RNA from Mytilus californianus (California mussel), 6682 nucleotides. RefSeq names its product delta(14)-sterol reductase TM7SF2-like. NCBI's taxonomy places the organism in Eukaryota, Metazoa, Mollusca, Bivalvia, Mytilida, Mytilidae. Gene Ontology annotation, cellular component: nuclear inner membrane; endoplasmic reticulum membrane. The coding region runs from base 179 to 1426 and encodes 415 amino acids. The transcript is spliced from 7 exons. Gene Ontology annotation, biological process: sterol biosynthetic process. The record is from RefSeq and is a predicted model, not a curated record. Gene Ontology annotation, molecular function: oxidoreductase activity, acting on the CH-CH group of donors, NAD or NADP as acceptor.
AACAUAACAGUAAUAUUCAGGCAAAGAAAAUGCACGGUUAAAAUAACUGUAUGGAAAAACAAAUUUUGUUGAAAUAAUGUCUUGGUAUGUUUACAGUCGUAUACUUAUAGACAGAGGAAAAUGAAGUAGAAAUUUGAAAACAUCAACUGUGUCCCAUAACAAUGCUUCAAAGAGAACCAUGAUUUACCAGCCCACGGACCAAGAAAAGCAAGUUUCCACAAAGGAAAGCACAGCGAUCUCUAAAUCUGCAAUUUUCUUCACAUUGUUUUUUACAGCCUGGAUAUUUGUCAUUGUUGAAAAGUGCAUCACAGGCAACUGGAGCAUACUUGCAGUUCCGAGAUUUCCAAGUGAUAUCAACAGUUACUUUGACAUUAAAACCUUUUUUAUUCUCACCGUGUGGUUUGUCCUGCAGUGUAUACUGUACAUACUUCCGGUUGGUGGCGAGUUAGUUGAUGGACUCCAAAUUAAAGACUCGAGAAUAAGACUCAAAUAUCGACUGAACGCAUUCUUUGUAUUGACAAUAAACAUCAUAGGCUUUUUCAUAGCUUUAUUGUCUGGAAUUCAAGUGACAUCAGUGUCUGAUAAACUGCUACAGAUGACCACAUCUGGUGUUCUUUUGAUUCUUGUUUUCAGCAUUUUAUUGUACAUCAGAGCUGGCAUAUCUGCUAAAACUGGAAACUGUUUCAACGAUUGGUUCAACGGAGUAGAAUUAAACCCAAGAUGGGGGUUGUUCGAUUUGAAAUAUGUUUGUUUUAGAAGUGGCAUUAUAGGGUGGAUUUUAAUGAACUUUGUCAACAUAGCCAAGGCCUUCGAUAAUGGAAAUAGACCAUCCGUUACUUUACUGAUAGUGGCAGGCUUUCAACUUAUAUAUGUUACAGAUUAUUUUUGGUUUGAAGAUGGCAUCCUAGUUUCUAGGGAUAUUGUUCAUGAACACCUUGGAUACAAUUUAUUAGUACAGUUUUUGAUGAUCCCGUUCUGUUUUGCUGUACAAACACGUUACCUAAUGAUGACCAAAUAUGCAUUACCAUGGUAUUGUCUACUUGCCGUGAUGAUCUUAAAUUUAAUAGGAUAUUGGAUAUACAGAGGAAGCAAUUCAGAAAAGAACAACUUUCGAAAGAAUCCAAACGAUCCACAAUUCGCAGAUUAUGAAGUAAUUCCUACGUCAACUGGAAAGAACCUACUUGUUUCUGGAUGGUGGGGUAUAUGUCGACAUCCAAACUAUCUAAGCGAUUUAAUCAUUUCAUUGACAUAUGCACUGCCUACGGGUUUGACUUGUUUCCUGCCAUAUCUUAAUCCAUUGUUUUUGUUUGUGAUGUUAGUUGGAAGGGAACGUAUAGAUGGUGACGAAUGUAGCAGACGUUAUGGAGAAGCUUGGCAAACAUACUGUCAUCGCGUCAAAUAUAGAAUUAUUCCAUAUGUUUAUUAAAAUAAAAAUAUGGUGUUGGCAUAGUUAAAAAUUAUGUAAAAUAUAUUAGCAGUCCUUCAUCUAUCCCCAAGAAUUCACAUCAACAGGAUGUUGGAUAUAUCUGAACUCAUUAUCUGUACUACUAAGGAAAACACGAUUUUUGAAAAAUUAAACUGUCACUCAAAUUAUAAUUUGUUAGACGAUAAAUACCACAUGAUUUACAGGUGGUAAUUAUUGCAUAAAUGAAUCAAUAGAAUUGCACCAUUAAUCCAAACUUUAUAAAAGUACAUAAAACUGUGUAUUUUAUUAUAUGCUGAUGACGUUGUUGUUAUAGCAAACGAUGAAAAAGAGCUACAACUUCUGUUAAAUGCUUUAUCUACAUGAUGUGAAGACAAUUGUAUGACAAUUAAUGCAAACAAGAGUAACGUUGUACAUUUUAUAUUUUUUUAUUUACCAAAUUAGGGCCCCAGGAGGGCAUAUAGCAUACAAAAAAUAUUAUUAUAAACAAUAACAUAUGCAAUACACAGACAAUAGAUAUGUAACCUGUGUUAUAAAAACAAUAAAAUAGAAUAAUAUACUACAGAAAAUACACUCAACAAAAUAGUAGCACUGUAUUAUUAUUCAAUGAAUACGUACUAUGUUGACAUUGACUCAAGUGCACCCGGUAAGUGUAUUUUCACUUUGAAAGACAAACAAGAGGCAUUAGUAGUUUGUGCGGAGAAAUCUCAAUAUAAAAAAAAAACACAAAAAAAACCCAAACAAUUUAAGCACUUGCACAUUUGACUAUGAGGUAUACUGCAAAUAACAAGUUAGUAUAUUUAAUAAAGGAUAUUUAAUAUGACUCAUCUGCAAAAAGCACCAAGAGUCGGUGCUUAAAGGGAAGUCCCUACUUGUACUUAAUGCAGAUGAGUCAAACUCCUAAAUUAUUUAAAAUAUAUUUUAAAAACAUAUUUUUAAGAUUAUAGAUUCUGUGUCCAGCCAGCAAGGAUCAUCAAGGGACGGUGCCAGAGAAUUUGAAAUUCUUCUUAUGAUCUGUGCAGGCUUAACAGGUUAUCCAAAUUCAUAUUAAAGAGUUAUAUUGAAAUUGGUUAUUGCAGAUUAUGUUGUCCUUCAAUUCUUAGUAUCUUCUAUAUAUUUAUAAAAUGCAAAUAGUACAUUGGGAUCCUCAUUAUUCAUUAUCCAAAUUAAUUUGUUAUUAAUAUUUAAAUUUUGAAAGUUUGGACAUGAUUUUAAUAUAUUUUGCAUCAAUUCCUCUCUUUUUAAUAAAUGAGUGUCACAUUUAAAUAAAAAAUUAACUUCAUCCUCAACCUCACCUGAGGUGCACCUGAGACAAAUUCGGUUUUGUCGAAGAGUACCCUGGUAUCUACCAGAUUCAAUUUGCAAUUUGUGAGCAGAUAUUCUUAAUCUAGUAAUACAUUUCCUUUGCUCAAAAUGUCGCAUUAUUGACAAAUAAUUUUCAAAACCGAAGUUGCACUUGAAUGUUACAUAAGUUCGUAGUUUACCAUCUUUAUGUAUAUCUAGCUGUUUUUUUCCACAAUGCAGUAUAGUAUCCCUUAACAAUCUGACCACAGUGUAAUUUAAAUGUUGAAUAUUUUUCAGGAAUAUGCUUUUCUAUGCCUGACAUUUUUUCCCUUAAAAUAUUAAUUGAUCCAUACCAAGAGGGCUUUUUUGUUUCAAAUAGCUAUUUAGAACAAUUAUAUGCAGCUUUUAACAAGGGAAAUGAUGAGCCAAUAUUUUCUAAACGAUGUCAAUAUCCUAAAACAUGUUUGACUAUAUCACAGUGCAGUGGAAAACGGCCUAAUUCAGACAAAACUGCAAAGUUUGUACUUUUUCUAUUAACAUCUAAAAUAUAUUUGCAGAAUUUAAUAUGAAGUUUUUCACAAAGUAUCCUUGAGUAAAUUGUAUCCACCGAUAUGUUUUCUUUUUUUUAAACGUGCAGUAAAGGGAUUAAAAUAUCCCCAAAUUUCACACCCAUAUAAAAAUAUAGUCUUUAUUGUAUAGUCAAAAACAUGAAUUGCAUGUUUAAUAGUAGGAUUAUGCACUAAAAAAUCAAUACAUAAUUUGAAGUACGCUUUUAGGGCUCUUUGGUAUAAUCAUUCUGAGCAUAUGAAAAAGAACAUGAUGCAUUAAAUUGGAUACCAAAAUAUUUAUAAUUAGAUACACACUCCAGCUCAUCUUUGUUGAAAAUAAAUUUCUGAGAGAUAUGUCUGCCCGCCCUGUUGAAUAUCAACACUUUAGUUUUCUUAGUAUUUAUAUUUAAGCACCAAUCAUUGCAAAAAUCAUGAAGUUUAUUUAAUUUCUCUUGUAGUCCUUCUGCUGAGUUAGAUAAAAUUACAAUGUCAUCAGCAUACAUAAGGCAAUGAAUGAGUUUGCCAUCCAGCAUAAUUGGAUCUCUGGUUUGUGUAAAAUAAUCUGGAAGGCUAUUUAUAAAUAUUUUAAACAAGUUAGGACUCAAGUUAUCUCCUUGUUUAACACCAAGCGUGGUUUGAAAGAAUUCAGUUAUUCCAUCAUGUAUUUUUAUACAAGAUCUAGUUUCAAGAUACAUAUUCUUAAUAAAGCUAUAAAACCUUGAACUAACCCCAAUCUCUAACAGCUUAAUUCUAAUUCCGGUAUGUAUUACUUUAUCAAAAGCUUUAAGAAAAUCAACAAAGCAAGCAAACACUCUCCCAUCCUUAGUAUUACAGUAUUUAUCAAAAAUACAUUUUAAAACAAACAUAUGGUCAGAUGUUCUUGCCUUUCUUGUGAAACCUAUUUGACAAUCAUUAAUUACAUUAUUUGCUUCUAAAAAACUAUCCAACCUUAUAUUAAGUAUACUGUUAAAAAGCUUACCAAUUGCAUUAAUUAGUGAUGGUUAGUCCUCUAUAAUUAUUUGGGUCAGUGACGUCUCCUGACUUAUGUAAUACUGUGAUAUAACCUUCUGUCCAAUUUCUUGGGUAUAAACCAUGAGACGGACAAGAAUUAAAUAUUUUCGAAAGAGACGAUAAUAAAAUAUUUUGACUGUGUUUAAUCAUAUUAUUUGAAAUGUUAUCCAAGCCUGGUGAUUUGUUACAAUGUAGUUUAGAAAUGGCAAAAGAAAUUUCUUUCUCUGUUAUAAGUUUAUCAAGAUUAUUAAAACAAACAUUUUUUUCAAGAUUAUCUAGCUUUUUUUCAACUUAGCCACUCUUUCUUUGAAUGAAUCAUGUAUUUGAUAUAAUCCAUUGAAAUGUGAAACCCACGCAGAUGGUGCCACAGCAGAACUAUGAUCCUUAUUAUCAUUAUUUUUUAAAUCGUUAAUUAACUUCCAAUAAGAUUUAGGAUUAUCAUCAUGUAGAUUCUGUAACUGUUCAACAAGUGAUUUUUUAUGUUCUUUAUACUUAAAUUUUCUAAGUUUAGAGUAUUGCUUAUUAAGCUUAUAAUAGUGACCCCUCACUAUUGGGUCAUAAGGAAAUUUUGAAUAUACUUUACCGUAACUUAUUAAUUUGUUUCGGAGAUGGUACAAAUCUCCAUCAAACCAUUUUUUGUCUUUAUUUUCUAAUUGCAUAGUUUAUUACUUUUUAGAGAAUUAGUAGCAGCAGACAAGAAAAUAUGUGGUAAUUCUGCUGCAGCCUCAUCGACAGAGGAUUAAGACUCUUUGAUUAUACUUUUAUUAAAUGUGUCAAUUUGUGUUUGUAUAUCUGGUAAUAAUAUUUAGCUGUCUGAAAGUUUGUAGGUGAUUCAUCUGACCAUAUGAAGUUUGGAGAUUUAUCAAACAUAUUAAUAUUACAAUAAUUAUCAUCAACAGUAAAUUUACUUGACAUUUCCCAUUCCAGUAUACAAUGACAAUCUGAAAUAGUAGGUAUGAAGUUGUGAACAUAAAAAUAUGAAAUUUGAUCCAGAAUACUCUCCGACACCUUCACAUAGUCAACCACACUACUGCCAUUUGGCGUAUAACAUGUGUACUUUCCAAAAACAUCCCCUAUACCUAGAUCUGAUGUAAUUUUUAAUUGUAAUGGUCAUACUAUUAUGUUUUCAAGUAGUUAUACAUAUCUUGGUCUCGUUCUAAACGAGCAUUUGGACUAUAAUAUUACUGCAAAAGACGUUCAUCUUCAGCUAAUAGAGCUUUAGGGUUGGUAAUAGCCAAGUGUAAACUUUUAGGUGGUGUUUGUUUCGAUGUAUUUGUAAAAUUAUAUGAAAGUUUGGUUUGUCCUAUAAUAGAAUAUGGAGCAGGUAUAUGGGGUGUAAAAACAUAUUCUUGUAUUAACUCCAUACAUAAUAGGGCAUGUAGAUUUUUUCUUGGGGUAGGAAAAUAUGCACCAAAUGCUGCAGUCACUGGAGACUUAGGUAUAACACCUAUUUUUGAUAAGCAGUGGAGAAGUAUUAUUCGUUUGUGGUGUAGAUUAAAUAACAUGAGCUCAAAUCGGUUAAAUGCAAAAGUUCACAAGUGGGCUGAUAGUAUGAGUAUUAAGCAUAAUUGUGUUAAAAACUGGAAUUUUUUAGUAAGGAAAACCUUCUGUGAACUAAAUUUAAGUCAUUUAUCGUGUCCUGAAAAUAUGGACACUAACUAUGUUGUAAAACUUUUUAUGUCAAAAUUACACGAAAAACAUGUCGAUAAUUGGCAUGCAGUUUUACAUUCUGAUAAAUCUAUAUCGGGUAGAGGUACCGUGGCAAUAAGCUACGAACGUACAGAUUGUUUAAAGAAAAUUUUGAACCGGAGGAAUACUGCAAAAUAGAUUUACCUUUCAGUCACAGAAGUGCUUUCGCCAUAUUUAGAUGUGGUGUUGCUCCCCUAAGGAUUGAAACAGGGAGAUAUGAAAAUAUUGUUUUAGAAAAAAGAGUGUGCCAUAUAUGUGACGUUUUUAUUGAAGAUGAAGCGCAUGUUUUAUUAAGAUGUCCUCUUUAUGACGAUAUUAGAAACCAUUUAUAUUAUGUUGCUAAAACUUUUAAAGAAAAUUUUAAUACUUUAGAUGAUAACCAAAAGUUAGUGUUUUUAUUCUCAGAUGUAAGUAUGAUACGUGUGUGUGCCAAAACCUGUCAUUUAAUUUUAAAAAGGCGUAGACAUUUUAUAUAUUGUAAAUAGUAUUUUAUUUCAUAUUGUUUAGUGUAUUAUAUCUAUGCAUUUUAAUAGUCUCUAAUAAUUCUGUAUAGAAUGGCUCUCAUUUUAUUUGGUGUUAUUUUACAAUGUAUAAAGAUUGAUUGUACUUGUUGAGAGAUGAGACUUAAAUAAAACAUUGAAUUGAAUUGAUAUAUUCAAUCAUUUGUGUAAUUCUAUGAUAUGAAUAUAUAUAUACAUGCAAGAAGAAUAAAAGAUGACAUAACAGA